CCGAGAUCCCCGCGCCCCGCCCAACGGGACCCUCACAGCCCGUUCCCCGCAGGGCCCGCGCCUGCAGGUGCCGCCAGGAUGAAGGUGGUGGAGGAGCCCAACGCGUUCGGGCUCAACAACCCGUUCCUGCCCCAGACCAGUCGCCUCCAGCCCAAGAGGGGUCCUUCCCCAGUGUCCGGGCCCGCCCACCUCUCCAUACUUUCUGGAAAGUGCUUCAGCCUGGUGGAGUCCAUGUACAAGUACGAGCUGUGUCCCUUCCACAACGUGACGCAGCACGAGCAGACCUUCCGCUGGAACGCCUACAGCGGGAUCCUUGGCAUCUGGCACGAGUGGGAAAUCACCAACGGCACCUUCACGGGCAUGUGGAUGAGAGACGGCGACUCCUGCCGCUCCCAGAGCCGGCAGAGCAAGGUGGAACUCACCUGUGGAAAAAGCAACCGACUGGCCCACGUGUCUGAGCCAAGCACCUGUGUCUACGCGCUGACGUUUGAGACGCCCCUUGUCUGUCACCCCCAUGCCUUGUUAGUGUACCCAGCCCUGCCCGCAGCCCUGCAGCAGAGGUGGGACCGGGUGGAACAGGACCUGGCCGAUGAGCUGAUCACUUCCCAGGGCUAUGCCAAGUUGCUCAGGGCGCUUCUUGAAGAUGCUGGCUACCUGAAGAGUUCAGAAGAGAGCGAAUCUGCACAGCAGGAAGCAGGCACUGCAGGCCUGGUGUUUGAGAACCUGGAGGACUGCAGCAGGGCACACAAAUCACUGUUAGAAGAGGUCAGGAGGCUGAGGAACGUGCUGACCCAGCAUGGCAUUCCGCACACAAAGCCUGCAGUAGAAACUUCCACCUCUGAGCAUUUGGGCACCAAGGCCCCCACAGACAGGACAGCAGAGCAGCUGCGAGGUGACCCAGGACUGCAAGGACCCCUCCUGUGAGCGGGGGUAGGCUGGAGAGCAGAGCAGGCUGCUGGCUGGGGCCGCGGCAGGGCAAGAAGGCCAGGUGGACACACCGCGGGCAGAGGCCACACUGCCCACGUGCCUACCAGCCAGCCCGACUCAAACUGGUGCUCAAAGACACAGACAAAAUAAAGAUUCAGAGUUUUAAUUAAUUCCCAUAUGGAUAAAAAUAAUUCCAUGAAUUCUGUAAACUGUUGCAUAAAUGCUAUAGUGUAAAAAGAUUUAAACAAGUGUUAACUUUAAACAAUUCACUACAAAUAAAUGAUUAUGCAUUAUAAAUACUA
Messenger RNA from Manis javanica (Malayan pangolin), 1229 nucleotides. NCBI's taxonomy places the organism in Eukaryota, Metazoa, Chordata, Mammalia, Pholidota, Manidae. The record is from RefSeq and is a predicted model, not a curated record.